AUGGAAUUUAGGAGUACAGGACCCCCGCCAUUUGAAGGAACCACCAAUCCAGAUGAGGUAGACCAGUGGGUAGCAAAGAUGGAGAAAGCUUUUGUCGUAAUGAACUGUACUCCAGAAGAGAAGCUCAGGUUCGGUAUAUACAUGAUUCAAGGACCUACAAACGAUUGGUAUAAUGGGGAAAUUAGGAUCAGACAAGGAAAAGAGUUUGAAUCAUGGGCAGAACUAAGGAAGGCACUCUUUGGGAAGUACUUUACCAGGGACAAGCAGAGGCAACUAGAGCGACAAUUCAUCCGUUUGACACAGGGGAAUAGGUCAGUAGAUGAGUACGAAGUGGAGUUUGAUCGACUAUCCAAGUAUGCUUCCAAGCUAGUGGAAGAUGAUCAGAGUCGGGCGAAUCGAUUCGAGGAAGGGUUACACCCUCAUAUUCGCAGGGGACUAGCACUUCUGCAUUUGAGUACUUAUGCUGAAGUGGUGGGAUGCGCUAAGUCCCUAGAUUCUGUUUGGAAGGAUACUCAGGAACAAAAGAAAAGCUUCCAAAAGAAGAGAGGCAGGAAUUUUGACAACCAAAGUACCCGACCUACUGGAGCGGGAGACAGGAACAACUCCGGCAAUAGAGUUCAAGCUGAGUCACAAACAAUCAAUGGACCACCGGCACAACGACCUCGCAAGUUGGCCCCUAUCCUCCUCCCCGGACUAACCAGCCAAGUUGUGCUACUUGUGGUGGAGCUCACAGGACUACAGAUUGCAUACGGGCUUCCGGAGCUUGUUAUAGAGUUCCAGGGUGGUACCAGACGUAAAACCCCGAGCUCCUUCAGCAACAGUGCAGGUGAAAAAGUCGUUAGUGGACAACCAUCUUCCUCAACCUAUCAGAAGACGGGCAGACCUAAGACUCAAGGGCGAGUCUAUGCAUUGACUCAAGAGGAUGCUCAUGCCUCUAAUGCUGUGGUGUCAGGUACUUUACCAGUAUAUUCUGCUUAUGCAUGUGUUUUGUUCGAUUCUAGAGCUACGCAUUCCUUUAUUUCUUCUGCAUUUGUUCGGAAGCAUGCUUUGCCUGCUGUUGUGUUGGAUUAUGAUUUGAGUGUUGCUACACCUGUUGGUGAUGCCUUAGUAAUCAGCACAGUUUGUGUAAAUUGUCCUGUGGUAAUAGAUAAUCAUGUGUUGCUAGCUGAUCUCCAUGUCAUGAGCAUGAAGUACUUUGAUGUUAUUUUGGGGAUGGACUAG
Molecule: messenger RNA, 1221 nt
Organism: Dioscorea cayenensis subsp. rotundata (Guinea yam)
Lineage: Eukaryota; Viridiplantae; Streptophyta; Magnoliopsida; Dioscoreales; Dioscoreaceae
Exons: 2
Coding region: 1-1221 (406 amino acids)
Source: RefSeq, a predicted model, not a curated record